AUGAGAUCCCUGGAAGCCGGGAGGACACAUUCUGCUUCAAUCGCAACUGCGCCAGCCUCAUACGAACAAUCGAAAAACAAAGGGCAAAAGGUCAUUGAGUUCGAUUGUCGAGGGCUCGAAUUUACGGAAUUUAAGGCUGAUGGAGACUGGGAAGCGAAGGGGAUUGAAUCAUCAACGACAUUUUCAGGCAUCGAUCUCACAGACGGGGAGUGGUAUGAUUAUGACGAGAAGAUGGGCCAGGAGGUUAGUAUCAAGGACGUGAUUUGGGACAUUCGCAGGGCUUGA
This is a messenger RNA of Paracoccidioides brasiliensis Pb18, 285 nucleotides long. RefSeq lists its product as uncharacterized. Bases 1 to 285 code for a protein of 94 amino acids. Gene Ontology annotation, molecular function: zinc ion binding. The record is from RefSeq and is a predicted model, not a curated record. The transcript has 3 exons.